AUGCAAACCAUAAAUGAUAUUCAGUUUAAUAACAAUCUCUAUUCACAAGUUAAUCAAUGGGCACUUAUACUUUAUCAAAUGAAUGGACCGUCGAUCGCGAUACCCUUACCUUAUGCACAUCUAAUGACAUUUAUACAGGUUUUUGAUGAUAUAGCUCGUUGUCAACAUCACAUCGACACUAAUAAAGAAAAACUGUUUACACUAUUUGCAUACAGUGAAAAUAUCGAAACAUGGUUGUUGAAUAAUAAAAUACCAGAUCACUUAGAUGAAAUUAUUAUCUUUUGUUUACCUUCUGAUAAUCAACAAUAUUUAAAAUCAUGGGCAAGACGUUACACAGAUAAAAUUAAGGAUAUAAAUUCAUACGAUGAACUUGAACGCGAUUUAUUAUUAUUUGGAAUGAAAUAUAUUAAAAAAUUAUUUUCAUAUUUUCAAGAUGAUGAAGGAAUAUUGAAUUUAUUGAAAGCAGAUUACAAGAAGUUGGGACUAGCUUUGAUUGAUAGUUUCGCGAAAGAAAUCAACAAGCAAGAUACGUACAUUAAUACAAGUGUAGAAACUACUUAA
This is a messenger RNA of Adineta steineri, 561 nucleotides long. The record is from the annotation of a GenBank genome assembly. Lineage: Eukaryota; Metazoa; Rotifera; Eurotatoria; Adinetida; Adinetidae.